AUGGAUUUAUAUACACCUUUCUAUAUAGAAUUGGCCACUUUUUUAGCAUUUUCAGCUAAAAUAUAUGAUUUUUUUAUUAUUCAUAUUUAUAUGAAAUAUUUCAAAUGCAGCCAACGGGACCUGAAAAAGUUCUAAAAGGCGAGAAAGCGAAGAAAGGAAGAAAAUAGAUUUCAAUACCAGUGAAGUGUUAGAAGAAGGCAGAAAAUUAGAAAUUAUUAGAAGAAAUCUGCUGAUAAAUCGCUUUCGGAACAAAAAAAAAGUAUUCCAAUGUAAAGUCCCAACAUUUGUAGCCGAUGAGGAAACUAGUGUUUCACCAAGGCACAUAAGCCAGGACUCUGGGGUGAGAAAUGAUAUUGCUAUAUUUAAUAUAAAUGUGUCUGCAAUUAAAAGCCAAGACUCAAGACCUCAUACCCAAGGAAAAUAUGAGACAAAGUCACUUAUCAAUAGGAGAAACUCAGAAGUCAGGUCAAAUCCUGAAGGAAAAAGAACGAAAAAGCAGCCAAUUAUAGAAUUUAGGCCAGAAAUUAUUGAUGUCAUUGACAAUAAAUGAAGCAACAUCUCCGUUGUGGAGCCAGAAACUAAGUACUCAUUUUUAGAAAACAAGCCCAAACAAAGGACUGCAAUUUAUUAUGUGGAGGAUAUUUUUGAUCCAGAAAAAAGAGAAAAUGCAAGACCUGUUACUAGUGAAAGAAGAAGCCGAUGCGAAUAUAGCAAUUCAAAAAUAAAUCUCUGGCUUGACUAAAUGGGUUAUAAGGCUAAUACAUAUUUUCUAUAUAAAUUUACAGUAAAGUUAAUUAAUUAUAGGAUAGCUUUUAAUGAAAGCACUAAAAUGUACUCAAAUUUUAUUAGCAGACAAGCAAAAAAAAGCCCAAAAAAUAUCCAGCUUUCAUUUAGUCAGCCAAAACAAACCAAAACAGGCCGUUUAGAAUUUUCUAUCCCAAGACCUCUUCGAACUCGAAGGUCAAAUGAAGCCUGGACUUAUUUUGCCUGCGGAAAUCAAAGUAUUUUUGACAUUUCCGAUCUAUGUAAUUUCUAA
Molecule: messenger RNA, 1036 nt
Organism: Blepharisma stoltei
Lineage: Eukaryota; Ciliophora; Heterotrichea; Heterotrichida; Blepharismidae
Source: the annotation of a GenBank genome assembly